GAAAGGAACAUGUACUCUGCAGUGCCCUCAGUUCCAGUGACCUCUUGGAGAGGCAUCUGUGUGGCUGGGGCCAGUGUUGUAAGGGUGGGGCAGUGGGAACAAGUGCAGGGUGGGGAGAAGCAAGAUGACAGAGAUGAGGGAGGGUCACAAGAUGGCAGAGGUAAAGGAGAGGCAGAAGAUGGCGGAGGAGAAGAAGGGGUACAAGAUGAUGGAGGAGGAGAAGAGUUGCAAGGUGGCAGAAGUGAAAAGGAGGCCAAGAUAGCGGAGGAGAAGAGACACCUGAGGAGACAGAGGGAGAAUCAACAGGACUAUAAGGAGGCGGAGACCCCGGAGAGAAACAAUGAGAAUGAGAGAGAGAGGACCUGAGCAGACUGAAGCUAGUCACCCACUCAGCCUCAAACCAGUGACCGGUGUGGAUGGGCGUCAUCAGCAAUGGCAAAGAUAGACAGCCCCGAGGAGGUCCUGACUUGGCAGAUGUGGUCCGGAUGAGGCAGCUGAAAGGGCAAUCGACCCCAUCCCAUAGAGGAUCCUCAUUUA
Fukomys damarensis (Damara mole-rat) is the source of this 537-nucleotide messenger RNA. RefSeq names its product sodium/potassium/calcium exchanger 1-like. The record is from RefSeq and is a predicted model, not a curated record. NCBI's taxonomy places the organism in Eukaryota, Metazoa, Chordata, Mammalia, Rodentia, Bathyergidae. The coding region runs from base 10 to 366 and encodes 118 amino acids. The transcript is spliced from 2 exons.